CAAAGUGAGCUUGAGGCCAGCCUGAACUGCAUAGCAAGAAUCUGUCUCAAAAAGACAAAAAACAAGAAAAAGAACUUCUUACGUUUUAUAGCCUGUCUCUCUAACCCCUAUACUUGUAGAAACACUGCAGGAAUAGUUCUUACAGUAGUAGGUUUCAACCUCCAGUUUCCUGAUGAUUCAACCUGCUUAUUAAAACUAUUACUAGUCCUGAAGUACUUUUACAUUAUCCACAGUUAUAUGACUGCUUAAUGUAGAACAACAUAUGUCUUUUUGACUGUUAGAUUGUAUGACUAUGGGGAAUGCCUGUCAGAAGUUUAUGUUUUGAAAUACACAGAGGAGGAAUUGCUUUUCAAGAGAGUUUAUAUUGCUUGUAUUUUUUUGUUUGUUUGUUUGUUUUUUGCGACAGGGUCUUGCCAUGUAGUUCAGGCUGGCCUUGAACUUACAUACUGUGUAGCCCAUAGUACAUACUAUGUAGCAUAGAUAGCUGAUAGCUGUUACAUACUGUAGUUUAGAUACACAGUAUGUCCAUACUGUCUAGCCUUGAACUUGCAGUGAUCCUUCUGCCUCUGCCUCCCGAGUGGUGGGAUUAUAGGCAUGCACUACCAUGCCCAGCCUUGUAACUUGUAUUCAUAUAAGAAAGAACAAGUAGAAGUUGAAUAGUAGGUACUGCUGAUCAAAGAAAUCAAAAGAUUUAAGUCAUAUCUUGUGUGUCAGUGUAUUUACCAAAGAAAAUGUGUUUCAACUUAAGAAUUGGAAAAUUGGAUAUUUUAAUUAUAUAUUUUUAAUUUAUUUUUUAUAUAUAUUUUUUAAUUUAAAAAGAGUGUUCUCCCAUUAUUGAUUCUUGAUUUUUGUUGUUGUUCCACUACUAUUUUUGCCCUACCUGUUUUGGUUAGACACAGGGAAAUACCUGAUAAUUCCCAUAAUAUAUAAAGAGGUUUGCUCUUACAUAAGCUACAAAACGAAAAUAAGUCCAGCUGGAAAUCAUUUCACCAUUAUUGUUAUAAAUUUUUAAAUGGGUUUGUGAUGACAGUAUGAAUUUGUUUGCUAGAUGUUAAUGAAAUAUUUUACUAUUUGUACCAGAAAUUAAGUAUUAUUAUUUGAGGAUAAAUGGUGCAUCGUAUGGUACCAUAUGAUUUCUUUCUGAAUCAGGGCAUUUCUCCAUUUUCAGGUAUUACCACCCUGUAUUUUAAAAGUUUUACACUGUAAAUAUUUGACUUAAGAUAAAAUUAUUUUUAUGUAAAAGAUGUAGACUCUUAUUUUAGUGAAUCUUAGAAUGCACAGGAGGAUGAAUAAGUGGGCAGGUAAUUGGUAGACAGAGCUUUUUUCUUUUAAGUUUAUAAUGCUAAACACAGCCAAGGAAAUUAACAUCAAAAACCAAACCCAAGGACUUCCAGACAUAAAAAUAAAAUAAACUAGAUAUGGUAGUACAUGGCUGUAAUGCCAGGACGCAGGAGGCUGAGGCAGGAUCGUCAUGAGUUAGGCCAGCCUGGCCUGUAUAGUGAAUUCAAAAGCUAGCCUGAACUACAUAGUGAGACCCUUUAAAAAAAAAAAAAAAAAAAAUUUAGAGUUCUUACAUAGCUCAUUUUUAUGGUAACUGAUUAAUCAGUUUGUUUUUAUCCUACAUUUUGUUAUUACAUUAAAGCAGCUGGGAAGAACUGACAUUCAAUCCCCUAUAUUUCCACACUGAAAUAAGAUAAUUUCAUUUAGCAUUUAUGUCUGUUCCUUAGGAAAAGUAUGUGGUAGACAAGAAUUGUAUUUAUAGGCAGAUAAGAUGUCUAAACUCAUUUCUUAAGAACAAAGGAUAAUGGGGACAUCCAAAGGCCAUCCACAUACAGUUUUUCUUGAAUUAAAGGGAAAAAAGUUCAUGGACAAAGUGGGGUUGAACUGAGAAAGAGUACCCUGAAUACUAUGGAAAGGAAGAAAAAACAGUGGCAACAGAGAACUCUGCCUACUUCAGAGAUCUCUAGAGAACCCCUCUCCCCCUUUCCUGGGCCCCCUUCAGAAUGCUGGGUUUCAAAGAAUGAGCAUAUUAACGAAUAUCAGGAGUCCUAUGGCCUGGGGAGAAUAUAGGAUAAUUUGCCUGCAUUAAACUACUGGCUGACUCACUACAGGUCUUCUAUUUGGGUCAUCUCUGCAUGACCAUCAAAUUUAGCCAAGGAACAUUACAGUUGUGGCUGUUGAAAGAAAUUCCUAUACUAUCAAAGGCCAAGAGAGAAGCAGGAAUAGAAAGAAACAGCCUGAAGGCCAUAAGGUUCAGAGUUCGACAGCAUCUACCCAGGAAGGAACCAACGUAGAUCUGGAGAUAAUAAUACCCACCUCUCUAAAGGUGGCUUGUCAGAGAGCAGCUGCUGAUAGGCAUAGACCUGUGUUACCAGCUAAUUUAUUAGGACCAUGUUGGUGGCAGCAUCACUGGGAGACUCUACCACCAUCCUGUCUUUACAGAAAAAGCAAGUGGCCUUGGGGGAAGCUAAGAUAAAGUUUCAGAUUUGUGAUGCCCAAAAGUGGAAAAGGAGGCUCAGGCCAGUACCAAGACAUUCAUAUUCUGUGUUAAGGAUCUCCAUGCUGUUGGUAAUGCUUAUACCUAGCAUGUACUGCUUAGGACCAGGACAUUACUCUUCCUAUGAAAUAGUCAUCCCCAAGAGUCUGGCAGUCAAGGGAAGUGAAGCCCCAGGGGAAAAGAUAUCUUAUACGCUACUUAUGCAAGGCCAACAGCAGCUGGUUCACCUGAAGGUAAAGAGAGACUAUUUUGUGGAGGAUUUUCCAGUCUAUAGUUACCACAAUGGCAUCCUGGAGCAAGAAACACCUUCCAUCUCACAUGACUGUCACUAUGAAGGCCACAUAGAAGGAGCGCCGGGUUCAUUUGUGUCUGUCAAUACCUGUUCAGGUCUCAGGGGCAUCCUGAUCAAGGAGAACACAUCCUAUGGCAUUGAGCCCAUACUCUCUUCCAAACAGUUCGAACAUGCGUUAUACACCACGGCACAUCAAGCUCGAGUCUCCUGCAGUGUCUCUGCCAGAGACAGUCAAGCGGUGUCCACCAGCUGGCAGCAGGGGAGCAGGAAGCCUCCCAAUCUACAGGCCCUGUCCUACUUGUGGUCACACACCAAGUAUGUGGAGAUGUUUGUUGUGGUCAACAACCAGCGGUUCCAGAUGUGGGGCAGCGAUGUCAAGGAGACAGUGCAGAGAGUGGUGGGCAUCGUUGCUCUGGCCAACACCUUUACUCGAGGAAUAAACACAGAGGUGGUGCUGGCUGGGAUGGAGAUUUGGACCGAGGGGGAUCUGACAGAGGUCCCAGUGGACCUGCGAGUUACACUCAGGAACUUCAAUCGCUGGAGACAAGAGGAGCUCUUCCCUCGUGUGAGGCACGAUGUCGCCCACUUGAUCGUUGGGCAUCCUCCUGGCGAGACCUCGGGUCGGGCAUUUCUCAACGGAGCCUGUUCAAGUGGUUUUGCAGCGGCUGUCGAAGCUUUCCAUCACGAAGAUGCCCUCCUGUCUGCAGCGCUCAUGGCCCACCAGCUUGGGCACAACCUGGGCAUUCAGCAUGACCACUCAGACUGCGUUUGUAGAGAUAAGCACUUCUGCCUCAUGCAGGAAAGCAUCACUAAAGAAAGUGGCUUUAGCAACUGUAGCUCUGACUACUUCUACCAUUUCCUUCACGAACACAGAGGGGCCUGCCUAUUCAACAAGCGGAGGCACACAGGCCGCAGGCACAGGGACGCCAGUUGUGGGGAUGGUGUGGUGGAGGCUCCGGAGCAGUGUGACUGCGGUUCUGCUUGUGACAGUGACCCAUGCUGUGAACCAACGUGUACACUGAAGGAGCAUGCGCAGUGUGGUCAUGGACUCUGCUGCGACAACUGCAAUUUCAAAAAGGAGGGGGAUGUAUGUCGUUUUGCUUAUGACGACUGUGACCUCUCAGAAUACUGUGACGGUACUUCUGCAGAAUGUCCUGAAGACAGCUACAAGGAAAACGGCACACUGUGUAAUGGAAUUUACUAUUGCUUUGGGGGUCAGUGUAAGGACCCUGACAGACAGUGCAUGCGUCUGUUUGGGUAUCCUGCAAGAUCUGCCCCAGAGGGCUGUUACAUGUCAAUGAACAGUGAAGGGAACCGCUUUGGAAACUGUGGCCGUCCCACUAAGGCUAAUCCAGAAUAUAUUCGUUGUGGCAGGAAUAAUACAUUUUGUGGAAAACUUGUAUGUACAGACGUUGCAGUCCUGCCACCAAUGUUGUCGGAUUACACACUGAUCCAGGUUGCUCACGGGGAUGAUUGGUGCUGGAGCAUGGAUUCCCGUAACGCCACCGAAUAUGAUGUGGAAGAUGGUAGUUACUGUGCCCCAGAUAAAUUAUGUAUUGAUUACGUCUGCACUGAAUAUUCUGUGUCCCACCAAUACUGCGAUUCAGGGUCACUGUGUCAUGGGAAUGGCAUAUGCAACAAUCUAAGACACUGCCAUUGUGAUGACGGCUUUGCACCCCCUGAUUGUAUAUAUCCAGGAUAUGGGGGUAGUGUGGACAGUGGGCCUAUUGUUAAGUUACCUGAGAAAAAAUUUAGUACAAAUAUCACUGAUUUUACUAUUAGGGGUAGAGACAUGAGCUUGAAAGUGAUAGUACUCGUAGUCCCUUCAUUUUUUUUCUUUGUACUGUGUUCUCUACUUGUACUUAUUUAUCUCUGGUCUGAAGUAGAGGAUGUGCUGGCAUCAGAGAAGUCAGAGGAAUCAUUCAGUUCUUCUGAGAUCCCAUCAGAGGUGUCAGCUGAGGAGGACCUGCUACCUAAGGAGGCCCCGCCACCCAAAGAGGCCCCGCCACCCAAAGAGGCCCCGCCACCCAAGGAGGCCCUGCCACCCGAGGCGGCCCCGCCACUUGAAGAGGCCCUGCCACCUGAGGCAGCCCCUCCACCCAAGGCCCCCCCCUCACUACCACCCGAGGCCCCACCACCACCUGAGGCAGCAUCUCCACCCACAUAGGCUCUGCCUAAAGCUCCAGAAAAGCCUGCACCAAAAGAGGAAGCAAGUGAAGAGCAUGAAAACCCCGAGGCAGAAUUUUAAUGGAGGAUGAAGCCAAAUACAUUAAAAUGCCUUAGCGAACCAAUGUGAAGUAACAAUUUAUAUCUGCAGUGGCUUUGACUGGACUGUAUUACUAAUGGAAAGGAGGAGAUUAUCCCAUUUUUAAUAUACAUUGAAAUAUAGAUAACAAUAUAAAUUGGUUAUAUUUUCAUAUAUGAAAUGGUGCAUAAAAUAUUCUGUAUUUUUGCUGUUUUACUUUUCAUGAAACAAUUUUAUUUAAACUCUUUUCAUGGAUCAUUGCUGUCAAUGUUUUGUAUCAAUUUUCAAAUUGAUGUUCAGAGUAUGUUAUCAUCCAUCUGCAUUGUCUGAUACAAUGUAUUAUCUGUACUGACAUUGCUGUAACUGAGUUACUCAUCCCAAUUAUAACUGCUGUUUUGUUACCAGUGUUACUUGUGAUUUGAAUACACUAUUUGCUCUUGUCAGUUUCUGUUCAUGAAAUGUUAAUUUUUAAACAAUAAAAGGUUUUUCUUCCAGGUGAGGCAACAUUCCAGA
This is a messenger RNA of Chinchilla lanigera (long-tailed chinchilla), 5547 nucleotides long. RefSeq names its product disintegrin and metalloproteinase domain-containing protein 1a-like. The record is from RefSeq and is a predicted model, not a curated record. Gene Ontology annotation, cellular component: plasma membrane; sperm head plasma membrane; external side of plasma membrane. Gene Ontology annotation, biological process: binding of sperm to zona pellucida; proteolysis; male gonad development. The transcript has a single exon. Bases 2392 to 4956 code for a protein of 854 amino acids. Lineage: Eukaryota; Metazoa; Chordata; Mammalia; Rodentia; Chinchillidae. Gene Ontology annotation, molecular function: metalloendopeptidase activity.